GUUUUUGUCUGAAUUCCAUGGCAGAUUAAGGUCUCUUCCAUUUCUCUUCGUAUAUUUUCUAGGGUUAACCUUUCUCUCUCUUCUCUCUCAAAAAAUGCUCGAGAAUGCAUGUACAUUCCUUCGCCUCGUAGGACACCGCCAAGGCAACCUAUGUGAAUGGGUUUGAUUUGAGGGGUAGAAAUUCAUCUAAUUUGACUGAAUUUCGUGAUAUUGGAACACAUCUUCUUUGACAGAUCUGUUUUGAGUAAUCUCUUCUGGCCUUUGAGGCCUUUUGAUGAUAUGCCUUCUUCGGAGAAUGAGAGCCCUUCUGUGCAUUUUGCCUCUAUUCGCAGAGCGAUUCAGAAUAUACGCAGUGAUCAGGUUCACGCGACUGAUACGAACAAUAACGAACCUCAAGUUCGCAAUUCAGAGCUAGAAUUGUUUCAGAAACAGGCUCAUGACAGAUUUCACAACCUUUCGAAUGCCAAUGCUAAUGAAUUCCUUUCAGCUGCCUGGACUCAAAAGCUGCUCGAUGCUUUCCUCGCCUGUCAAGAGGAUUUCAGGGUGAUAUUAUCGGACAACAGGACUCGACUUUCGAAGCCUCCACUGGACAGAAUUCUCUCUGAUUUCUUUGAGAAGAGUAUAAAAGCACUCGACAUUUGCAAUGCCACACGCGAUGGUAUUGAGAAGAUCCGGAUGUGGCAAAAACACUUGGAAAUUGUUAUCUGCGCUUUGGACUGUAAAGAAAAGAUGAUCAGCGAAGGGCAGUUGAGGCGAGCCCGGAAAUCCCUAAUGGAGGUAGCCAUUCUGAUGCUCGACGAUAAGGAACGAGGCUCCUCUCUCUUUUCCAACAGAAACAAGUCUUUCGGCCAAUACAGUACCGGGAAAGACAACAACAGCAACAACCGUCGUCAGUCGUCAGGCCACACACGAUCGCUGUCGUGGAGCGUUUCGCAUUCAUGGUCUGCCGCCAAGCAGCUCCAGGCUAUGGCGAGCAGCCUGGUCCCUCCGCGAGCGAACGAAGUCGCUGCCACCAACGGGCUGGCGGUGCCUGUCUACGCUGCCAGCUCGAUCCUGAUGUUUGUCAUGUGGACGCUUGUGGCCGCGAUCCCUUGCCAGGAUCGAGGCCUGCAGGCGCAUUUCUCGAUCCCUCGUCAGUUCGCGUGGGCCACUCCGUUGCUUCUUCUUCACGAUCAGGUCAUGGAGGAAUCGAAGAAAAGGGAGAAUAAGAACUCGAGCGGGUUGUUGAAGGAAGUUGUGGAGCUGGUGAAAUGCAUACAGUAUAUGAUUGAUUUGCUUGAACAGGUGCAGUUUCCAAUAACCAAUUUGCAGAGCGAAGAGGUUGAGAUGGGAGUUAACGAACUCGACCGGGCCUUCCGUGCUUGUAAGGAUUGUGUCGAUCCACUAGAGCGUCGGUUAAGGGAAGUUUUUAGGAAGAUCAUGAGUUGUCGAACCGAGGGACUCGAGCUCUUGAACAGAACAAAUGCAACCACCAGCUAGUUUAUGAGGUAAAUGUCUUUAUGUCUUUGUGUUUUGUGUCUUCACUUAUAAUAUACCAUUUUCCAGCUUUAUUUUUUUUAAUUUUUUUGGUUUGCUCACAAAGUUUAUACUUACUUUCACAUAUAGAGAAUUAUAUGUUUGUACAUUGGUUGGCGUUUUGGGAUAAUUCUAUGUUUAUUUGUAGAAUCAUUUAUAAUCUUU
Impatiens glandulifera is the source of this 1680-nucleotide messenger RNA. RefSeq names its product protein ROH1-like. Bases 280 to 1479 code for a protein of 399 amino acids. The record is from RefSeq and is a predicted model, not a curated record. The transcript is spliced from 2 exons. NCBI's taxonomy places the organism in Eukaryota, Viridiplantae, Streptophyta, Magnoliopsida, Ericales, Balsaminaceae.